Messenger RNA from Solea solea (common sole), 2005 nucleotides. It is a transcript of the gene isg20l2, whose product is annotated as interferon stimulated exonuclease gene 20-like 2. Gene Ontology annotation, molecular function: exonuclease activity; nucleic acid binding. Lineage: Eukaryota; Metazoa; Chordata; Actinopteri; Pleuronectiformes; Soleidae. Gene Ontology annotation, cellular component: nucleus. The record is from RefSeq and is a predicted model, not a curated record. Bases 16 to 348 code for a protein of 110 amino acids. The transcript has 2 exons.
CUGUUGGUGUUUUACAUGGUGUUACAUUGGCAGAUCCUCAAGCUGCUGAUGGGGAAGGUGGUGAUUGGUCACGCCAUCCACAAUGACUUCAAGGUCCUCGGCUACUCGCAUCCCAAGGCCUUGACCAGAGACACGUCGCGGAUCCCUCUGCUCAACCUGAAGGCCGGCUUUGCUGAGAGCGAGUGUGCGUCACUGAAGAGACUCACCAAAGCCAUUUUUAACCGUGACAUCCAGACGGGGAGGAAGGGCCACUCGUCUGUGGAGGACGCUCGAGCCACCAUGGAGCUGUACAAGGUGGUGGAGGAGGAGUGGGAGGGGACACUCGCCUCCAAACCGCAGGGCAGAUAACGAGUGGUGCGACGGUGCCGGCCCAGGUCAUGUGAACAUGAGCGUGGGUGAACGAACCACGUUCUACGUGACCAUGGCUGACCCUUCUUUAUCAUCCCAGGGAUUUUAAGUGUCCUUGACCUCGUGUGGAGAAAGACCACAGCAACACCUGAACUCAUGAGCAGCUGGACAAAGCUCCACCAGCUGCCUGCAGGUAAAACUCUGACAUUAUCCCGGGAGAAGGAGGAGGACAUAAACCACUGCUGGAUCACACACUUUGCCUUGACCUUUUAUUAUUAUUGUUGUUAUUCUAACAGUUAACAGGGCUGUCACUUUAAAAUCAAAAAAAAUAAUAAUCAAGAUUGCAUACAUUUCAACAUGACAGUUUUUAUUUUUUAGGGCUGUAGUUAAUUUAAUUAUUUUCAACACCGAUUACUCAACUGUCAACUCAUCGGUUUGAGUGUGGGUUUUUAAUUAUUACCCUAAUAUAGAAUUAGAUUAGUGUCAACAUUUUCAAACAACUCUUUAAGAAGAAAAUAAAAUAUCAAUUUAAUCAAGCAAUAUUGUAUUUUAUUGGUUGAAAAUACACUUGUUCUUUGCGCCCCAUGAUUUGUUUUUUGCGUCAUGGUUCUUUGUUUGUGGGCGGGUCUAAGGAAGCUGUCUGAGUUCCAGACGGACAGCGACUCCAAGCCUGUGACAUUUUCCCACAAACAAAAAACCACUGUGCAAGUGAGGGAGCCUAAUGACAAGUGUAUUUUCAAACAAUAAAAUACAAUAUUUUUGAAUCAUUAAAUCGACAUUUGACUUACCUUUUAAAAACUGUUCAAAUCUAAUUCCAGACCCUCACUGCCACGAGAAUAAUACACACACACAUCGUGUGUGUGUGUGUUCAUAUGUCACAUCUGUACAAAAUGUGUGUUUUCGUCAUAUUAUGUGUUGUCGAGUCAAAUUUAUGAUUAAUUUUUACGUCGCAUGUUUAAAAAAAAAGAAAGAAAAGAAACGGGAGUUGUGUUUAUUGUUCAGAAGUGUCACAAAAUAGAGUUUUUAUUCUAUUUUUGUUCAUAACAACAAGCCAAGUGAACUUUGAGCUGUGACGUGUUUCACAAAUUACACCAAUUCAGUCCAAUUUUUAAGAUUUUGAGUACCUCCUUUUUUUUUACUCUGGUGUGUUUAUAAAAAGAAAUUUCAUCAGAUUGUCCAUAGGCUGAUAAACAGAUAAACAGGAUUUUAAACGUCCAUUUUUAAUCCAGAUCUAGAUACAUGUGAUGUUUAACCGAGCACCGUGUUUUAAACGCUGCGUUUUUUAAAGUUACCGCCUCAACGCAAACCGUUUUUAUGCCCCACAAAAAAAAGAGUGACAGCCCUCAUAGGUUACUUCUCUCUCAGGAAAUGGUUGAAUAGUUGAAAUGGUGCUCCUGCCACCAGGGGGCAGUCAUUUAUUCACUCAUGCAAUGAAAAGCUCACCAGUGCAACAGCAGCUGUGAAAGCAAACACCAAAGGUCACAUUUUUAUUGUGUUUUUUUUUGACAUUUUAUACAGAGACUGGACGUCAUGGUCGCUCACGCUGUUCCACUGAACUGUGUCUGAGUGUCACCAUGACGACAGAUGCAACAAAAAACAGUACCUGACUUUUGUUUAUAGUUGUAGUUCAACAUUAAAAAUAACUUCCUCUCUGAAA